Molecule: messenger RNA, 1644 nt
Organism: Miscanthus lutarioriparius
Lineage: Eukaryota; Viridiplantae; Streptophyta; Magnoliopsida; Poales; Poaceae
Source: the annotation of a GenBank genome assembly
AUGGCAGCAGAGAUUGUCACUUCUGCAGUUGCUCAGGAGGCUGUCAAUCAGGUCCUAUCAAGAUUCAAGGACAGGUGUGAGCAGAACUCAGAAGCAAAGGACCGAAUCGAGAGGAUGGAGAUGGCACACAUCAAGCUAGAGGCUGCCCUCGAGACAUCCAACAAGUGGAACAUCACCACCAGAGCUCCAUUGCUGCGAUGGCAGAGCAAGCUCAAGCGCGCUGUGCAGGAGUGCGACCACACUCUUCGCAGGUGCAGGCAGCGCCUGCAGGAAGAGGAAGAGAUGCAAAACAGUGUAAGGAGCUCCUCCUUUCCUAAGCAGAUUGCUUAUGCUGCCAGGUCGUUCGUCUCGUCCAUCUUUAGCCGUGGCAGCGAGGAUGAGCUGAGAAGCUCUGCUGCCGUCCGGCGGUUCGAGAGGUAUGCAGAUGGUGCGAGUGAGUUCUUGAGGUAUGUGGAGCUUGGUGGCACACCACGUAGAUAUAUGUUCUUUGACCCUCUUAUACGACAUCUUCUCGCUGGCAAAGGAACAAAGUAUUGCUUUGUUCGCGGGAGUCAACAUCUGUCGUUUCUUUUACAGCCUUUUAGAACACAUGACCAUGGGGUGUAUGGUAACCUAGUAUUGUUACUUAAAGAUAGCAAUGCAUCAGAGAACAAUUUUCUUCUUGCCCUCAAUUUACGGCUUUCCGAGAGUAUCGACAUAGUUGGUGUUGCAGUAAGCUGCCUACAGCUAUUCAUACCUCACUUGAGCUCAACGGUCGAGGCCGUGAAGACAAAGCUCACCCAGCUACCAACACAAGACUUGUGCUGGGUAUCAUCUGUUUGUGAACGCCAAAACAAUCUUUACAGCAUCUGUUCAAAAUGGCUUCAACCGAACCCGCUUUGUUGUCAGCAACAAGAUCAUUACUAUGCCCAGAGCUACAAUGCCACAAGCUCAUCAUCAGAAUCAUUGCUCUGUGAUAUAUACUUGGAACCAGUUAUGCAUGUGUACUUGUCGGCCCAUGUAUCACUCUCAGUUGAGAAGAACAAGCAAAGAGCGGUCAUCGAUGAAGAAAGUGAAACAAGUCGCACGAGAGACUUUCCUUAUCUGAAAUUUGGAAUGCACUUCUUUCCCCAUACCUCCUUUCAAGAUUUGUCGCCGAGAGUUGAGGGUUCAGCAACAGAGAUGAUCAACGGGGAGGCCGUGCAGCAUGGCAGCUUUUGUGCGAACAUUUCCUGCUUUGAACAACUGUGCAAGAUGAUGCUACCAAAAGCUGUAGAUUGCCUUCAUGGGAAUGUUGCAGCUACCUCAUAUCAGAUGCUGUGGAAGUCCAAGCAUGGUGGCGCAAUUCUUCGGGUUCAGAAGAUCCCAUGGAGACUAACCACUCAGAAAGACAUGGGUGGAAAACGUUCUGAACGACAGCAGGUCAAGAAGGUACAGGGAUGGGCAAGUGCGAAUAAUGAGUUCAACAACUCGUGGAUUGCGCACGUACCUGCCAAGUUUCUGGGCUCAGCCAUGGACUGGAUUCAGGCAGAGAAGCGACUGCCCCAACCGUUAUUAUUCAUAACUAAUUCCUGCGUUCAUGAUUGUCCAAUCAAGUUGCUCUGUUUGCAAUUUUACAGAUCUUUUGCAAGUAAGAUAAAGUCAUUCAGCAUGUUCAAUGCCUAA